This is a messenger RNA of Guillardia theta CCMP2712, 1336 nucleotides long. RefSeq lists its product as hypothetical. NCBI's taxonomy places the organism in Eukaryota, Cryptophyceae, Pyrenomonadales, Geminigeraceae. Gene Ontology annotation, cellular component: Golgi apparatus. The transcript has 17 exons. The annotation marks the transcript as partial. Gene Ontology annotation, molecular function: antiporter activity. The record is from RefSeq and is a predicted model, not a curated record.
GCAUGGCUUGGCGGCAGGGAACCAUGCUGGCGCUGGCGUGCGCUGCUAUGACGGAGGCCUUCGUGAUGAACGGAGGAAGAAUGGCGAUGAUGAAGACUGGAGCAUCCUCUGCACUCUGCAAAAUUCCAUCGUCGCAGCCAUCGCGACUGGCCGCAUGCAAGCCUUCUGCGCUUGCUGGACCAGCUAAGGACGAUCUCGUGUUGGCAUCCUCUUCAUCCUUGAAGUAUGAAUCGCGUCUCCCGGCAUUCCGACAGGCUGUGACAUCUCUCAAGGCCUCGUCUGACAGCGCGGGCACCAAGAAAGCCGGCCGCCUCCUCCUCGGCUUCUACUUCUUCGCAUGGUACGUGCUCAACGUUGGCUACAACAUCGUCGUCAAGAAGACUCUGAAUAUAUGCCCUCUCCCCUGGACAUUUGCAGUGAUACAGCUCGGCGCCGGUAUCCUCUGGUUGGCACCCCAGUGGCUUUCGGGCAUCCGUGCGAUCCCUAAACCCUCAGAGGAGAAUCUGAAGGCUCUGACCAAGGUGGCUGUCUUCCAUGGAUUUGGUCAGCUUGCAACCGUGACGGCGAUGGGACUUGGAUCCGUCAGCUUCGUCAAUGUUGUCAAGGCGUUGGAGCCGAUCUGCACUGCUCUGAUUGGACUGAUUGUCACUGGACGCAACUUGCCGUGGCAGGUCUGGUUGUCAAUGUUGCCGGUUGUUGGCGGAGUUGGUUUGGCUUCAGCAAGUGAGCUAUCGUUCACCUGGGGAUGCUUUCUUGCCGCCAUGUUCUCCAACGUAGUCUACGCAACCCGUGGAGUCUUGUCCAAGGAGUCCAUGGAGAUGUCGAACCCUGGCGAGAACAUGACGGCAGAAAACACAUAUGCCGUCGUGACUCUCAUCGCCUUCGUCCUCAUGUUGCCCUUCGCUCUGUUUCUCGAAGGGUCCAAAGUCGCGUCAGGCCUGGCUAUGGCGUUGGAUGCCGUAUCACCCUUGAAGCUUGCUCAGAUGGUGGUUGCUACGGGACUUCUCUACUACACCUACAACGAAAUGGCCUUCCUUGUCCUCGGCUCUGUGGCCCCAGUGACUCAGUCGGUUGGCAACACAGUGAAGCGAGUUGUUGUCAUCGUUGCCGCCGCCAUUGUCUUCCAAACCCCCAUGACCCCUCUCGGCAUCAUCGGGUCCUCUACUGCAAUCUUGGGUGUUCUCUUGUACUCAGUGAUCAAGGGAAGAUUCCCUGACAAGCCCAAGAAGGACUAGAAUAGUCUUGUACCAUCCUCCUGCACACUGAGAUAUGGCGACGACUGUAGUUUCUCACAGGAACAACAACGAGCAAACACAAUUAAUAAAGUUUAGAAUUC